Molecule: messenger RNA, 7079 nt
Organism: Strigops habroptila (Kakapo)
Lineage: Eukaryota; Metazoa; Chordata; Aves; Psittaciformes; Psittacidae
Product: F-box/LRR-repeat protein 21-like
Exons: 6
Coding region: 3541-4854 (437 amino acids)
Biological process (GO): entrainment of circadian clock by photoperiod; SCF-dependent proteasomal ubiquitin-dependent protein catabolic process; regulation of cell cycle
Cellular component (GO): SCF ubiquitin ligase complex; cytosol; nucleus
Molecular function (GO): protein binding
Source: RefSeq, a predicted model, not a curated record
GCGGAGCUUGGACCGUGCUCUGCGGCUGGCCUCGGCCCUGCCUCUGCGAGGGAGCCGCGGCGGGGCGGCGGCUCCGGCCGGGGGGGAGGAGGCCGGGGCGUCCCCGGUUGGCGGCCCGGGAAGCGGGGAGAGCAGCGGCGGGGCGGUGUGGAGCUGGGUUACCCGCCGCCGUGCCUGGAGACCUUAAUUCUCCGUGAUCCGUGAGGAGCCUGAGCUCAGCAGGGCUCCUGCUGCGUUCGUAAACCCCCGCCCUCGGCCUGAGGGGAGGUCACCGCGCCGGGUCGCCGUCAGCGGGCUCCCUCCCCUCAGCGAGAGCCGCGGGGGACGUCCGCGGGGAAGGUAAUGCCCUGCCCGGGGCUGCGUUCGCUCGGAGCCGGCUUGUGCUGAAGUGUCGGGUGGAACAAACUCCAGAUCUCCGAUCUCCGCAGGCAGGGCUUGAUGUGCCUUAACACCGGGGUUGUUCCCUCUUCGGGCACCCGGUUGGGGCGAGUGGUGCACUGGGGUUGCCCGGGAGCCGUCGCUUGGAAGGAAAGAGGGUUUUCCAAUGUAAAGAGGUUAAACGGCUUGUUAAAGUUGGGUAAAACUGUUUUUAGAUAGCCUGUAGAAUGUGUUUCUGCCAUGUAAUGUUUGGGUAAGUGCUCAAGAGAACUCUUGAAGAGCUGUGGAGCUUCAGAUGUGUCAGUAAAAUAAAGGGAGUUUUGGGUGGUGUUCGUAGUCUGAAAGUGAAUUCAGAUGGGGGUGGCUUUCUUCUGAAAAUAGUGCAUCAGUAGAACAGCUGAAUUUUGUCACCUGAAUAACACUAAAAGUGAUAAUGAGUUCAUACUGCUUCAGUUAAAAUUAAUGCAAGCAUUAAGGUGUUCAGCUGAAUGCUGGUAUUUUUAGGUCUAACAUUAAAAAUGUGAUAAAUCCCUUGACUCGGUUUUGAGGGAAAAAUUAAGACUUAAAGUCCUGUUCAUCAGCAAAAAUGCCACCCAUUAAAAGAUCACUGUGCCCUAAUGAAGUAAAAACUUACUCUUGGAGCUUGUACUAGAUGUUCUGAAACUGAAGAUUAAAAUGCAGUUUUGAUCUGUGUUUUGAAACAUACUCAGCAAGUGACUCCGAGGCUGCAUCAGCAGUUCAGCAGCUUUCCAGCGCUGCCUUUCUGGAGUACAGGAUCUGCUGCGCUUGUUCUCCGCAGGGACUCUGCAUCCCUUAACGUGGUGACCUUGAUGCUAUCACUGAACUGCGAUUUCUUAAAAGACACUGUGGUUAAUGUGACAAGUAUUUCAGCUCUCAAAGGCACAUCCAUAAACGUUAAUUUCCAAGUGUUAGAAAGUUAAAGCUUAGUCAUCACGAUGCCUGCUUUAUCCCGGUGGAUUUCUGAGCUUAGUUCUCUGAAAGGGUUUUUAUUUCUCAGGAACUUGAUUUCUGCUGCAUUUGUUUUGGAUUUUUUUUCCCCUGUUUCUCCUAGAAACCUGGUUUUAUGGUGUUUUAUUAAGUCCUGCUGGGUCCUGGUGCUGAGAACUGAAAGGGGAAUCUACAAAUCGGAGGAAGCAGUUAUUUCUUUGUGGCUUGAAUCCGUGAUAUGUUGGAUCUUAGUAAUAAACCCCCUUUUUUGCAACAGCCACUGUAGCAUGGGAAGUAGUGAACAGCUGCUGGAUUAACUGAGCCGCUGCUGACCGCUUCUCUCAAUUCCCUGCUGAGACCUCAUGUCAUGGGAGAGAUUUUAACAUCUUAAUUUUAGCAGAAGUUUAUGCUUCUUUUACCGGGCUAAGCUGCAGAAACAGUUAUUAAAUUUGAUUUCUUUCUGGAUCCCUGUUGGGUUUUGUGGGUUUGAGUAGUAAAACAUGCAGCUGUGCAAAAUACCUGAUCAUGGGAAGUUAAGGUCAAAGAGUUUAUAGAGGAAACAGCUGUAUGAGGUAGUGCACCAAUAUUUGAUACUGUGCUCUACACAAACAGAUUCAAUAAACCUCACCAGUUAUCACAGCGUUUCACUUCAGUGACUGUGUUAUUGCUGUUUAUCUUUGAUAAUAAUUUGGGUAACUCUACCUGAGACUAACAAUUCACUGUUAUUUACAUAACAAGUUUGAAUUUGAUUGCAUCUCUGAUAAUUAGAUAUUCUUUUAUUAUAAACAUUUCUGCUUAUGUGAGCUUAGUUCAAGCCGCUUCACAUGGUUCUUCUGACCUUGCACACCUUGAAGGCUGUGUACACCUGAUUAUUUUGUUAUUUCACAACUUUCAGUAACUUUUUGUUAAUGGAGUAUCUGAAUUUGAUACAUUCCUUACUAUAAAAGGAUAUUAAUGUCUUUUUCUAAAGUUCUGAGAUGUUAUUUUAAUAUUAGCAAUUGUUUUGCUUGCAGCCACACUGAGAAGUGUUGGAAAGAAUACUGAAACCCUCACUUUAGGCCAGGUGGAAGGGUAUACUCUUUAUUUUUUAGCCCAGUGAUAGGCGUGUAACGUUUAUUAUGAAGAAGACUUCAGUUAUUUGGUGUGGUUUUAUAAAAGCAAACUUAGCGAAAUUCUUGGAAGCAAAGCUUUCAAUGAUCCCUUAUGGUGGAAGAUACUGAGGCACAAACAACUUAGCUGUAAUGUAGGGUUAAAAGAAAGCAGUGUGGAGGGAGGUGGGAGACUUUGAGUCUAAGCCCCCUUGAUGUGGUAGUUGGUGUUACACUUGCCGGGUUGCACAGGCUGUCAUCUGCGUUCUGGGAGCUCAUCCCCAGGGAGGAGGCUGCGGGCUGGGUGGUUUGUUGUCCAUUGAGUGCAGCUCCUGCCUUGCUCCUUGCCAGGUGACUGCAUUCCUGGGGCUCUACUGGGUGGUGACACUGUACUGGGUGGUGACACGGCUGCUGCACGUUGGGUGGUAGGAAGCUGUGCCAUGUGGCCUCUGUGUCUUCAUCAUCUGUCAUGUAGUUCCCUUGGCCAGUGUUAUUUGCCAAACUUCGCUACUAAUGAUAAUGGAAAUGUUGAGUAAGUUACUGUUUACAUUGUAGUGUUGGCCAGUACAAUGUAAAUGCAGCUGCAACACUUGUUUCCCAUCAGUUAUGUACUUCAUCUACACAUUUCUGUCAGUGCCACAGUAUUUGCAAUGUGGGAGAAGGUACCUUGUGUUAAGAUGAUGUCCUCGAGCUCGUUUACUAAAGCAAAAAAAUGUAUACAUUGGUUGCAGUGUAUUUUCCUUUCACUUUUGCAUGGGAUAUGAUACCAGGAUUAUUUAUUUCAAAACUAAUACAGGUUUUUGUUUAUCUGGACAGGAGGGGAAAGCAGACAGAUGCUUGUGAAUGCCCCAUGGCUGCAGCUGCCUCUGUGCAUUCAUUUAUUGCCUGUUGUAACUUGGAAGCAUUCUUCAGGUCAGUUCAUCUGGGACCAGUCCCUGCCUUCUGGUUAAGGAAUCCAUGCACAUAUUCAGGAUGACUCAACACUGGGGUGGAUGUUUGCAUACCAGGAGAGUGCUGGUAACUUGACAGGAACUUCCAGAUUUUUUUGGAGAGCCCUAUUGCACCUGAGACCUUUCAGGAAACUGCUGUUUGAAUACAUCGGAUCGUUCCAGUACCUGAAGCUUUCAUGAUGAAGAGAGCUGAGCAGAAGGGUGUCGUUGAAAAUGAAGCUCCUCAAACAUCACAGAAAAGCAAGAAGCAGAAAACUUGUUCCUAUGGCUCAGUGUUUGGUGAAUGUGACUUGCACUCCUCAGUGGACUGGGGAAACCUUCCCCACCACGUUAUUCUGCGUGUUUUCCAGUUUCUGCCUUUAGUUGAUCGAGCCAGGGCAUCUUCUGUUUGUCGGAAGUGGAAUGAAGUUUUCCACAUCCCAGAUCUCUGGAGGAGAUUUGAAUUUGAACUUAGCCAGCCAGCUACUUCUUACUUAAAGUCCACACACCCUGAUCUCAUUCAGCAGAUUAUUAAGAGGCAUGCUGAUCAUCUGCAGUACGUCAGCUUCAAGGUUGAUAGUAGUACUGAGUCAGCAGAAGCAGCCUGUAACAUCCUUUCUCAGCUGGUGAACUGUUCUAUCAAGACACUGGGUUUGAUUUCUACAGCAAAACCAAGCUUCAUGAAUGUCUCUAAGGCUCAUUUUGCUUCAGCACUGACAGUGGUAUUUGUGAACUCCAAGUCAUUAUCCUCAAUCAAGAUAGAUGACACACCACUUGAUGAUCCUUCCUUGAAGGUUCUUGUUGCUAACAAUAGUGAUACUCUAAAACUGCUAAAGAUGAGCAGCUGUCCUCAUGUAUCACCUGCUGGAAUUCUCUGUGUUGCUGACCAGUGUCAUGGACUUAAGGAGCUGGCUUUGAACUACUACAUAUUAAGUGAUGAACUGCUGCUGGCUCUGUCAAGUGAAAAACAUGUUGACCUUGAACACCUUCGCAUAGACGUUGUGAGUGAAAAUCCUGGACAAGUUGAAUUUCACACUAUUAAAAAGCAAAGCUGGGAUGCUCUUGUUAAACACUCCCCUAAAGUCAACAUUGUGAUGUAUUUCUUCUUAUAUGAAGAGGAAUUUGAUGCUUUCUUCAGAGAGGAAACCCCUGUUACACACCUUUACUUUGGUCGUACAGUAAGCAAAGCGAUGUUAGGUCGCAUUGGCAUGAAUUGCCCAAGGCUGAUUGAGUUGGUUGUGUGUGCUAAUGGACUCCAGCCUUUGGAUGAUGAACUUAUCCGGAUUGCUGAGCGCUGUAAGAACUUGACAGCAAUGGGACUUGGUGAAUGUGAAGUGACUUGCAGAGGUUUCAUUGAAUUUGUGAAGAUGUGUGGGGGCAGGCUUACCCAGCUCUCUAUAAUGGAGGAGGUACUGAUUCCAGAUAAUGAUUAUAGCUUAGAUCGACUCCAUUUGGAAGUCUCCAAACACCUGGGAAGACUCUGGUUUCCUGAUAUGAUGCCAACAUGGUGAAUUCUUUGCAUUUGUGGGCAAAAUGCUAGAAUCAGGGUGUUGCUUUCUAUGCAAAUAAAGAAUUUAAAAAUGAGAUGUACAAACUUAUUUCUAGGUUUGAGUUUUUCUACCUUGAGAACCUCUAGUAGUGUCACAGCAAAACAUUCUCGAGUGUUAAUGGUAUAUGGAAAUAGAAUCAGUGUACUUAACACUUCUGAAAGUAUAUCUGUGGUUUACAGGUGCUUCAAACUUCAGUGAAUUGGGCUUCUGUGAGCUUCAGUUUAAAUGUUCUGUUCACAGGAAAGGUUGGGGGUUUUUUUUCAUGUCUUUGUUUAGCCUUUCUGAUGUAGGCACAAGAGGACUAGAAACAUGUUUUUUUCUUUAGUAAACCCAUUUAUGGGAAGCUGGAUACAACUUGGAGUUCAGUAUUAUUUAUCAUGAUGUUUUAUGCAGCUAUUUUUCUAACUAUUCAUGUUUAUAAAUGUAAAAGCUUGUACAUUAAAAUACCUACACUAGCCCAGAUUACUCAAAUAUAAUCUAGUUUCAACUCAUGGCAGUGUAUUAAGAUGUUGUGGUAAAUAAGCUUAUGCUUACAAAAAACCUUUCCAGUUUUAAAUGGCACUUUAAUUUUGUCAGACUAGCUAAACUGUAGAGACAGUGUUGUUCACUGUGGUGUUUUACCGUCUUACGCAUUGAAUGGAUGGGAAAGAGACCUUGUUGAAAUGAAUGAAUUUAAAAGUUUGGCUCUAGAUUGGUUGUCUGGGUGAAUGUCAAAGCACUUUGGACACUGCCAGAGUGUAAGUAAUAGCCUCUGGAUUUGGGAGAGUUCAAAUCUUCUGUUACAGAGAUUGAUGUCUGUAUGCUGUGCCAUGCUUUCAUUAUUAAGAGAUAAGAAGGAUCUCAAAAAUGUGGCUAGUUAGGAAGAAGGAUCAAAUGGAAUGCAAUCGUCUUUGAUUACUUUCUGUCUGGAAUUAAGGAUUUAGAGCAUUUAAAAGAUACAUUAUUUGCCAGUUAGAGGCUACAGUGGCCUGUAGGAAUCUAGCCUGUAGCUCACAGAGCUGUGCUGUAAGCCCUGAUUUGUAGAGUAAGGGUUGCUGGAGGUGAUCCAGGGAUUUUUAAUUCAGGACUAUUUACUACUUAUUGCUAUUAAGUGUUUUUUGGGGAAGAUUUUAUUUAAUUUCUCUGUUUUCUUUAAAGGGGAAAGGAAUGGUGAGUUGAUGUGAAUUGAGAGUAUGUAUUUUUGCGUUGACAUUUUGCACACUGUAGACUGAAAUGCAUUGUAUAUAAUUUUUGCUGUAAUUAUUUUCAUGCUGUAACUGUUCAAUCUUCCUAUUUAUAAUGAGAAGUCUGCAUUUGAUUUGCUUGUGGUAUUUGUCACUGUCCUGGUUUAACCCUGAUUGGCAACCAAGCCCCAUGCAGCCUCUUGCUCACUGGUGGGACGGGGCACAGAAGCAGAAGAGUGAAAAUGGGAAAACUUGUGGGUUGAGAUAAAGAUAGUUACACAGGUAAAGCAAACCAAGGAAUUCAUUCACCACUGCCAAGAGGCAGGCAGGUGUUCAUCCUCUCCAGGAGAGCAGGGUUCCAUCAUGUGUCACACUGACUUGGGAAGACAAAUGCCCAAUGUUCCCCCCUUCCUUGUUCUUCCCCAGCUUUAUAUGCUGAGCAUGAUGUCCUAUGAUAUGGGAUAUCCCUGGGGUCAGCUGUUCCAGCUGUGUACCCCCCCAGCCUCCUUGCUGGUGAAAUGAGGAGCAGAAGAAGCCUUUACUCUGUGUAAGUGCUGUUCAGUGAUAAAAACAUCCCUAGGUUAUCAAAUCCGCAGUUUCCAGCACAAAUCUAAACCAUUGUCCCAUACAAACUCCUGUGAAGGAAAUUAACUCCAUCCUAGCCAAGCCCAGCACAUUCAUAUCAGAUAAAAUACUGGUUUCCUUUCAAGCUUUAUACUUCUAUACUGCAAAAAUAACAGCUGAAGGGUUAAGCCACCAGUGUCCCGGGCAGACUUGUUCCCAGUUGCAAGCUGAAGGCUUUCGGAUGACACAUAAUGCCUGUUUGAGUCAGUAAUGUGUUACUGCCUGUUACACAGUGGAGAAGCAUUUGACUCGGGUUACUGGCACCUGUUAACCCAAGCUCUUGCUUCCAUAAUCUAGAGGAUUGAAAGACUUGAAAUGCUUCUAAACAGUGUUUGGUUUAAGAUGUGUGGUUUGCUUUAAGUGUAAACAUAAUAAAGUGAUCUAAUACAUGCACUGACA